CCUUCAAACCGGAAGUAAGACAUUGCUUUCGAUUGCAGCAUGAGUAGCAUGCCUUGAAAGUAAAAGAUAUUCAAUUUGUUGAAUGACAUUGUCAGUAAAUAUACAGACGAAGUUCGUCGCUCCUUAAAGACCUGCUUCUAAACGAAAACAGUUAUUGUGCACAGCUCUGAAAUAAAUCUAGACUUCCAGGACCACAACAGCUGCAUAAGGAAAAUAUUUUCACUUCAAGAAAAGGAAUGGCACUUGUAGAAACAGACACAGAGAAAGUUGUCAUUGAAGACGAUAAAGAGGGAAAGAACAUUACAGAGGAACAGAUUAAAAGUAUGGAAGUUGACAACAAAGCCAAUACAACAAUGAAUGACAACAAGCAGAAUGAAGAUGCCAAACAAGAAUCCACAGAGCCUGCAGGGAGAGUGGAAAAGCCUGGUUUCGCAAGGAUCAAGGCAGAGUAUGUUCUUGUCAACCAUAAACCGGAGUUGGUGACAGAAUAUAUAUCCAAGGAAACUAAAGAACAACUAGAGCAAGGGCAAAAACGUAAACAAGAAGAAAACGAAGGACAACCCAAGAAAAAAAUGAAGGUGAAGGGGCGUAAUAAACAACGUCCAGUGACCCAUAUAAAACCGAAGGACAAGUUAUGCCCCACCAUAUCUAAGGAAAAAGAGUGUAGCUUUGGAGAGAAAUGCAAGUUUUCACAUGAUAUAAAAACCUUCAUGGAGUCAAAACCCAAAGACAUUGGCCCCAAUUGUUAUAUGUUUGAGACGUACGGGAAAUGUCCAUAUGGGAUAGCAUGUCGAUAUGGUAGCAAGCACAUAUCUGAGGAUUACAAGAAUAUAAUCAAUGAAGAAUUGUACAAGGAGAAAUCUAAGGUGAAAACUGUCCUGAACACCCUGUCCAAAGAUCUCCAGGUUACUUUGUGGAAGAAGAGAUAUAAUUUUGAGAAGGCCAAUGAAAUUGUCAAACAGGUGCAGAAAAGGGCCCAGGAGAAACACGACACCUUCUCUAAACUGUGUGCUGCCAAACAGGAGAGCAAGGAGUCAAAGAAUGCUGAGGAAGCCUCUAGUACUACUGCAGAGAUUAGGGAUGAAUCAGAGGGGGUGAUCAAACUUCGAGCUCAAGAAACCAAAAAGAUAGAUUUCAGCUCAAAGAACUACCUGGCUCCACUCACUACAGUGGGUAACUUCCCCUUUCGGAGGAUCUGUAAGGCCUAUGGAGCGGACAUCACCUGUAGUGAGAUGGCAAUGUCCUUAAACCUUCUUCAAGGUCAGGCCUCCGAGUGGGCAUUGUUAAAGAGGCAUGAAAGUGAGGAUUUGUUUGGGGUUCAGAUUUGUGGUGGUUUUGCAGACACACUAACAAAGUGCUCACAGCUGAUCAAUGAGAAUGUAGAACUAGAUUUUCUGGAUCUUAACUGUGGCUGUCCUAUAGAUCUGGUGUACAAGAAGGGGGAAGGGUGUGCUUUGAUUGGUCGACUUAACAAGUUUGAGCAGAUUAUCGCGGGGAUGAGAUCCGUACUGGACGUUCCACUGACCGUUAAAAUGAGGACGGGAAUAUUUGACAACAAGAACAUUGCCCACACAGUCAUACCCAAACUGAGAGAUUGGGGGGUCUCCAUGGUAACA
Messenger RNA from Saccostrea cuccullata (small rock oyster), 1616 nucleotides. RefSeq names its product tRNA-dihydrouridine(47) synthase [NAD(P)(+)]-like. Gene Ontology annotation, biological process: tRNA processing. The record is from RefSeq and is a predicted model, not a curated record. Gene Ontology annotation, molecular function: tRNA dihydrouridine synthase activity; RNA binding; flavin adenine dinucleotide binding. The transcript has 10 exons. Lineage: Eukaryota; Metazoa; Mollusca; Bivalvia; Ostreida; Ostreidae. The annotation marks the transcript as partial.